Molecule: messenger RNA, 1738 nt
Organism: Doryrhamphus excisus (bluestripe pipefish)
Lineage: Eukaryota; Metazoa; Chordata; Actinopteri; Syngnathiformes; Syngnathidae
Source: RefSeq, a predicted model, not a curated record
CGAAGAAGACGAAGCGGAAGCGGAAGUAGCAACAGCAGCAAUUCAAGUUAAAGUUUUGUUUCAUUUGUCUUUUGUGCUUCUCCGAAAGCUAAAAAAACAACGUCUUUGUGCUGCUCCAAUCCCUCAAGAAACGUUCUUUUGUUUGUGACGUUGGUCACACAUUGUGAGGAAUUCUCUUCGUUGCGGUUUCAGUCGAAAAAACAAUUCGGAGAAUCCAGACCAGACCAGUUUGCCAACAUGGACGCCAAGCAAGGAGUUCCGAGACUCGCUGGUGGACAUGUACAGAGAUAACCCAAAAGUGAACCAAGAGCUUCGACAGCGACUUCCUUCACCUGGACAGCAAAAACUGAGCCCCACUUACAGCCUUGCCCCGACCCUAGCUCCAGUGGCCCCCAGAUCCAGUCCAGAGCCAGCUGAACGGCCUGCAGUCCUCCAGGUUCUCCCAAGCUCUCCGCGUUCCAGCUGCCCCCCGCUUCCGUCACACAGCGGGGCGGUUCAUCAGGUGUCCUCCAGAACCUCAGGAGGUGUCCGAGACGUGGAGGCGGACCUUUCACCCAAUACACGCUCUCCUCUGUGGCCUGAGAUGUGGGAUGGAGGAGGACAGUCUGCUGCCUCUGCAGGUCCAUCAGUGAGUGGACUCGUCAGCAGCAGCCGUCAAGACGCCACAGCGUCUUCUGACCAGGUUCCACCUCUGGACAGAGACAAGAAGGUGGCGCUGUUACUCAGGGAGCUGGAUGCACUGAGAGACACCAACAAGAAGCUGCUUGACCAGCUGAGCCUGAAGGAGGAGGAGCUACAGAGGAGGGAGGUGGAGCUGAGGGCGGAGCAGAAGGAAGCCGAAGCCUGGGAAAGACCUUCAGAGUUGCUGGACCAGCUGUUAUGUGCUCACAAGGACAGAGACGAGGCUCUGAUGUCUCGAGUAUUGUUGGCCAAUCAGGAGCGAGAUGAGGCUCUACAUCGUGUCAGUCAACUGCAGCAAGCUGCUAGAAGUGACUCCGACACGAUGGCGUUAGAAGACUGUGACCUGGAAGUCGAGGAACUCCUUCAGCGUGUUUGUGACUCCGCCUCCGUGCAGGAGGUCACACGCUUUGGCUCCGCCCUGGUUCAACGUCUGCGGCAGGCAACGCAAAGACGUCAUGACAUCACAAGUCAGGAGAUGAAGGCCGUGAUGGACGAGAGAGACAGGUCGCUCGCCAAGUGUAGACGACUGGAACAGGAAGUGAUGCAGGAGAGACAGCAGAGGGCGAGCAAGGACAAGCUGAUCAAACUUCAUAAAGAGCGAGACGCGGCCAUGAUGGACAAGAAGCGACUGGAGGGCGAGCACGCGCUACAAGUCAAUACCAGCGCUGUGCAACUUGUCAAGUCUCCGCCCCCGGUCCCCGCUGAUGGCCCUCAGGAGGCUCCACCCCUGCUGGCUCAGCUGCAGCAGCUAGCGAAUGACAAGCAGAGCUUGGAGGCGGAGCUUGUGCGUUGCCAGGAGGCGGAACGAGAGGCCAGCGAGAGAGUGUGCAGGUUGGAGCGUCUCGUGGAGGUUUUGAGGAAAAAAGUUGGAACGGGAAGUCUGCGAGCCGUCGUCUGAUUGGUUGGUGUUUUUUCUACGUUUCUUGAUCGAUUGAAUGAUGUCAUCUUUUGUCACAUGUGACAACAAAUAUUGAUUAUUGUCUUCAUUUGGAUUGGAACCUUUCUUUUAUUUGGUGACAAAGCUUCACAUUAAAUCUUUGUCCGCUUGGUGCGCGUA